Molecule: messenger RNA, 1515 nt
Organism: Ambispora leptoticha
Lineage: Eukaryota; Fungi; Glomeromycota; Glomeromycetes; Archaeosporales; Ambisporaceae
Source: the annotation of a GenBank genome assembly
AUGUCGUCGGCUCUACAAAACCGAGCUGUUUUACCAACACAACUACCAACCUCUUCACAACCAUUAACACAGUUAUCGUUAGAGCAAUUUAAUAACUCUAGAAACAUGUCAGAGUAUACUGCCAGACAAAUGCAAAUGUAUGCGGAAAAUAGUAGACCUCAAGUCGGGAAUGCUUUAACCCAAAUUAGCCCUUCAAACCACAAUUCACCCGCGAAUAGCAAUAAUGUUGCUGCUUCGCCAGCUUUAUCUUCUGUCUCACUAGCAAGUUAUGAUGCCGAUUGUCUUGGGCAGCAGUCACAACAGCACCCUAUCAAAGUUGACCAGCAACAGCUUGCCAACAACGGUAAUAACACCAAUAAUCAUCAUCAAUCAACACCGGCAAAUGGUAAUCCCAAUGGCGGUAGUGGUCCACUUCCACAUUUUGAAUAUGUUUCGUAUGAUAGAGUGCAGGUUCUUUAUGAGCAGAAAAAGGGCACCUUAUAUUUCAUCCCGGAAGGAUUUGAACCCGUUCUAGUUCCAAAUGAUGCCCAAGCCCAGUCUGUGACAAAUUUGUUACAGUCCUCGAAGCAAGUUUCUGCCCCGUUAAAUGUAUCUCGAAUGCUCCCGGAUACUGAUGUACGUUUGCCGUCAUUAGCUCUUCCGUGCGGUGUAGCUGGUCCACAAGCUAAACCGAAUGCGAACAACGGAAAGUCAAAAGUAAAGAAACCACCGAGACCACCAAAUGCCUUCAUCCUUUAUCGCCGUGCUAAACAACCUGGCAUCGUGGCGAAAAAUCAAGGGAUCACAAAUAAUGAAGUGUCUAAAGAGAUCGGCAGGAUGUGGCAUGAAGAACCAAUCGAAGUGCGAUUGAAGUUCCAGAAAAUGGCCGAAGCCGCCAAACAGGAGCAUAUGAAGAAGUAUCCCGAGUAUCGAUACCGUCCACGUCGGCCUCAAGAUAGAAAACGAAGAAUCCAGCCACGUGAUUCUCCCGCAAGACGAGGAUCAUCUCCAGUUCUUUCAUCGGAGAAAUUACCAAUGUUGGAUAAUUCGGCGUUCGUGUCCUCGUCAUCAUCGCCAAAUCCACGACGUGUCUCAUCGAUAUCUUCCAACGAUUGCGACAACAGCUCAGAGCUUUAUUUGUCAAGUCCUACAAUGACACAUAAUGUUAUUCCACAGCAACAACCAGUUCAACAGAAUCAUCUACAACAGCAACUCAUGUAUGCUAAUAAUAGUCCGGCUGUCAGAUCCCCUCAAGAAUCAUUCGGACUACUAGAUGGUGCCGCUCAAUUCAAUUACGCAUAUAUGAAUGGUUUGCCGAAUGCAUAUGAUUCCUCAUCUGUUGCUGCUGCCACAAUCAAUUCGGUACCGAUUGAUUUCAGCGUGUUCGACGGAAAUCAACAACAAACUUCUGAUGAAUGUUUUGAAUAUCCUGACUUUGAGGAUUACCAUGAGUACGAUAACAUGAACUGCCUCAAUUACAUGGAGGAGGAAUAUUAUAGGCAAAAUCCGCAAUAUAUUAAAUUCGAUUAUGAAUAA